AUGGCGAGCACAGUCUCCGUCAAGUCUCUCGCCAUAACCCUCCUCGCCAGUCACGUUUCCUUGUGCGACGGCGCCGUGAUAAAUGCCAGAUCCGAUGUGCCUCCUGGAUAUGUUGCCGCGCCCUAUUACCCAGCGCCGUACGGCGGUUGGACGUCGGACUGGUCAGACAGCUAUAGGAGAGCCAAAGAAGUCGUCGACAGGAUGACCCUAGCUGAGAAGACGAACAUCACCUCUGGAACUGGCAUCUACAUGGGGUAUGUCUUGAUCGACCAUUUGGCCAACUCGCCAAGCCGUUGCGUUGGAAACUCCGGCAGCGCCCUCCGCGUCGGCAUCCCUCAGCUAUGCCUCGCAGACUCGGCAACCGGCGUUCGUCAAGCCGACAACGUUACUGUGUUCCCGUCAGGCAUCACAACCGGCGCCACUUUUGACAAGGACUUGAUGUACGCCAGAGCUGUUGCUAUGGGUAAGGAGUUCCGGGGCAAAGGCGCCCACGUAUAUCUGGGGCCGUGCGUGGGACCUAUCGGCAGGAAGCCUAGGGGUGGACGAAACUGGGAGGGCUUCGGAUCCGAUCCCGUCUUGCAGGGGAAGGCUGCUGCGCUGACGAUCAAGGGCGUUCAGGAGCAGGGCGUCAUCGCCACAAUCAAGCAUCUUGUGGGCAACGAGCAAGAAAUGUAUCGCAUGUACAACCCUUUGCAGCAGGGCUACAGUGCCAACAUCGGUGAGUCCCAUCUCGUGCGAGCGAGGCGUUCGGCCACUAACCGAGCAGAUGAUCGAACGCUCCAUGAGCUGUAUCUCUGGCCUUUCGCAGACGGUGUGCGGGAAGGCGUAGGCUCCGUCAUGACGGCCUACAACGCGGUCAACGGUUCAGCCUCUAGUCAGAACAGCUACUUGAUCAACGGUAUCUUGAAAGACGAACUUGGCUUCCAAGGAUUCGUCAUGAGUGACUGGCUCUCGCACAUGUCCGGUGUCGGCUCUGCCCUUGCCGGUCUCGACUUCAACGCCCCGGGCGACCAGCAGGUGCCACUGACAGGAUACAGCUACUGGAUGUACGAUCUCACCAGAGCCGUGCUGAACGGAUCUGUCCCUGUGGACCGCAUCAAUGACAUGGCCACCAGAGUCCUAGCAGCAUGGUAUCAGAUGGGCCAAGAUGAGGGCUUUCCCGCUACCAACUGGGCCACAGGAACCCGUGACAGGGUGGGAGACCUUUAUCCCGCAGCGUGGCCCUUCUCCCCGAGCGGCGUCGUCAACGAGUUCGUCCAAGUACAGGACAAUCACUACCUCGUUGCCAGACAGGUCGCACAGGAAGCCAUCACCUUGCUCAAGAAUAACGGCAGCCUUCUGCCCAUCACCACUUCAGCACCGAUCAAGAUCUUUGGCACCGACGCUCAGACAAACCCCGACGGACCCAAUGCUUGUGUAGAUAGGUCCUGCAACAAGGGCCUUCUCGGAAUUGGUUGGGGCUCGGGAACGGUCGACUACGAGUAUCUGGACGACCCGCUCACAGCCUUCAAGAAGAGGGCCGGCAACGUGGUGUACUACAGCACAGACUCUUUCCCGUCGGUCCCGGCUCCGACGGCGGAUGAUGUGGCGUUUGUUUUCAUCUCCUCUGACGCUGGCGAGAAUUCGUACACGGUAGAGGGCAACAACGGAGAUCGCAGUGCCUCCGGUCUCGAUGCCUGGCACAACGGCAACAAGCUCGUCAAGGAUGCUGCCGCCAAGUACCAAAAUGUCGUGGUAGUCAUCCACACGGUUGGACCGAUUCUCGUGGAUGAGUGGAUUGACCUCCCCAGCGUCAAGUCGGUCCUCGUGGCCCAUUUACCUGGCCAGGAGGCGGGAGAGUCUCUUGCCAAUGUCGUUUUUGGAGACGCGUCCCCCUCUGGCCACCUUCCAUACAGCAUGACCAAGAAGGAAUCCGAUCUGCCUGCAUCUGUCACCCAGCUGGUCGGGGGGUCUCUUUUCGGCCAACCCCAAGACACUUACUCUGAAGGCCUCUACAUCGACUACCGCUACCUCAACAAGAACAGCAUCAAGCCGCGCUUCGCCUUCGGUCACGGAUUGAGCUACACAAACUUCUCCUUCUCUGACGCAACCAUCAGCUCCGUAACACCCCUAAGCGUCUCACCGCCAGCCCGCCCAGCCAAGCAGGGCAUCCUCACGUACGAUGCCCCCAUCCCCGACUGGACUGAGGGCGUGGCGCCAGCCGGCUUCAACAAGAUCUUCAGGUAUAUCUACUCCUGGUGCACCGAGUCCGAGGCCAAAGAUGCCGUUGCUGCAUCCAAGUCGAAGACGUACCCUUACCCAGAGGGCUACAGCACCACUCAGAAGACUGGCCCCCCCGCCGGCGGCGCCCAGGGAGGAAACCCAGCGCUCUUCGACGUAGCAUUUACCGUCUCAGUCAAAGUGACCAAUACGGGCGCGAAGUACUCGGGCAAGGCCUCGGCACAGGCGUAUGUACAGUUCCCCGACGGCGGGCCCGAGACUCCCGUGAUCCAGCUGCGAGACUUUGAGAAGACAAAGAACCUGGCGCCUGGGGAAAGCACAACGGUGACGCUGGAGCUGACGAGGAGGGAUGUGAGCGUUUGGGAUGUGGUCAGCCAGAACUGGGUCGUGCCGAACCCGACGGGCAGGUACAAGAUCUGGAUUGGGGAGGCGAGUGACAAGUUGUUCUUGGCGUGUUACACAGACUCUGGGGACUGUGAGGAAGGACUCGAGAGCCCCGUCUAG
This is a messenger RNA of Colletotrichum spaethianum, 2724 nucleotides long. Its product is annotated as putative beta-glucosidase G. The coding region runs from base 1 to 2724 and encodes 907 amino acids. NCBI's taxonomy places the organism in Eukaryota, Fungi, Ascomycota, Sordariomycetes, Glomerellales, Glomerellaceae. The transcript has 5 exons. Gene Ontology annotation, biological process: glucan catabolic process. The record is from RefSeq and is a predicted model, not a curated record. Gene Ontology annotation, molecular function: beta-glucosidase activity.